GAAGCAGCCGUUGACUUUGGUAUUACUUAUUCUGGUAUGUCAAUGAGGGACAUUGGCAAACCCCCUGUUCGUGGAAAAACUUCGCCUUAUGGCUUCUUUGUGAAGAUGUGCUACGAGGAGCACAAAAAGAAAUAUCCUAAUGAGAAUGUGCAGGUCACUGAGAUAUCGAAAAAGUGCAGUGAGAAGUGGAAAACAAUGUCUGAUGAUGAGAAAAGACGCUUCUAUGAACUUGCUCAAAAAGAUGCUGAAAGGUAUCAAGCAGAGGUAGCAGCAUACGGCGGAGAAGAUGCCAUGAGAAAGCGAAAAAGGGCGAAAAAGGAUCCGAACGCACCAAAACGUGCUUUAUCGGCGUUUUUCUUCUUCUCUCAGGACAGACGACCCGAAGUUCAGCAACUGCAUCCAGAGUGGAAAGUUGGUCAGGUGGCGCAAGAACUAGGUCGAAUGUGGAAGACUGUCUCAGUGGACGAAAAAGACAUGUACGAGAGGAAAGCCCUCGCUGACAAGGAGAGAUAUGCUGAGGAAAUGCGUGAUUACAAGACGGCAAUUACUAAAAUUCCUGGCUUGGAGCAUUUGGAUGAGGAGCACCAUAUGCAUCUGGUUCAUGUCGAUGAACAUGAUCUUCAACAGGGCCAGAUUGUUUGA
Angiostrongylus costaricensis is the source of this 642-nucleotide messenger RNA. The record is from the annotation of a GenBank genome assembly. Lineage: Eukaryota; Metazoa; Nematoda; Chromadorea; Rhabditida; Metastrongylidae.